UGUGCUAUAUUCUCAGCCAUAGACAAGUAAAUUCACUGCGUUAUCAAGAUUAAAUCAGCCAUGGUUGAAACAUCGAUUCGUUUCCGAGUCAUGCUCGAGCCUCGUGGGUUCAUAAAAGUUAUCGAGUUUGUUCUAGCGAUUGUCGCGUUUGGAACAACGGGAGGAUAUAACAGUCAAAUGGAGUUGUCUUUAAAGUGCACUGGAGCGGAGGAAGUGAAGAUUUUCCACCUCCCGGUUUCUUAUCCGUUCAAUUUUGAAAGUGAAGAAGUAACUGUGUGGACCUGCAAUAAAACCAGUUAUGUACCGGUCAAAACCACAUUAGAAGGAGAUUUCAGCCCUACGUCUCAGUGGUUUAUGUUUGUCGGAGUCAUGGCUUUCCUGAUAUGUUUGGCUGGUGUUGUUUUCUAUGUUGCAUUUGAAACUAACAUUCGAGCAAAAAACGAGAACCUUGUGACAGUGGGUGAUCUGGCAGUCACCGUUCUCUGGACUUUUCUGUGGCUAACAGCUGCUGCCUCAUGGGCUUGGGGAGUUAAUCAGGUGAAAGCAUAUGGAGGGAAAGCUAUUUCACAGGCACCAAUGAAAGAUGAAUGUGCGGAAAACCAAUGCAGUUAUUUAUCCGAUCCUGAUUACGGCCCUCUGAACGCAUCGGUAGCGUUUGCAUUUCUGAGUGUCCUGGUAUGGGCUGGGAACGUCUGGUUUGUCUACAAAGAAACCCCGUAUCACGAUGAUCAGGCUACUCUCACCCCCAACGAAGGAGUCCCAAGUCAAGAAGUUCCGAGCAAUCAGAAUUAAAUAUUAAUAUUAGAGAGACUAUAAAUUGUGGAGCGUCGAGUGAGUGUUUAAAGUGUGACUGUGGGGGCAGAUGUUACUUUGUUUCCCCGAAAAUGGGGGUAUUAUUCUAAUUUUCUCUAGAAAAAUUACACUAGAGAUUAUUUUUGGGGGAAGUCUUAUAUUUUCAUUUAUCAAAAACAAAAUUACAAAGUAGAGAAUUACGAGAAUUUUCAAAUAUACAAAAUAUGAAAACCAAUAUCCAUUUACUUAUAAAUAACAAGUUUUAUUUAAAAAAAAAAACUGCUAAACAACUAUCGACUAGGUCUCAAUUUAAGGAAAGCCUUUAAUAAAAUCAUUUUCAAAAUUCAGGCUAAGUCUUAUUUUCGGGGAAACACAGUAGCGUGUUUGUCGGGGUCGCUUUUUGAAUAUUUUUGUGUCUGACUUCAAGUUCAUUAAUUUAAUUAUCUGUUGAGAAUGACAACUUGUUCCUUUUUAGUUACUUUCAGAGAUUUUGACUUCGGUUUUCACCAGUCUUAACCUCUGACCACGAGUAAUUCAAAAUCUUGGGCUUGAGGGUUGAAAAAUAGGGACAUUUUUUAGUUAUUCCCCCCUCACUAAUAUAUGAAUACUCACUUCAUCCAGUUAGUGUUAGUAACACAGAUUGCACUGAAAAUUCUAAUCAUUUUUAAUCUCAGCCAGAACUGGAUUGUUGCUAAUUUUUUGGUACUCCCGAAGUAUGCGCACCAAGAUGUCGCACAACUUGAACCCUAACCUGGUACACAACCUGAGUUCAGGUUGUGCGCCAUCUUGGUGCGCAUACUUCCGGAGGUCAAAUUUUUUUUUGAAAACGUGGGGGUUUUUAUUGCUGGAAAGGGUCUAAAAAUUUGUCUCCAAUAGACUUAAAACAUUAAACAAUAACAUUGCCCCAACAAGCCUUCUCCAACUACCCAUUAAGAAUUCUAAGUUAAUUUCAACGCUUUUUGAAUUCCUUUCUAAAUCCCGUCUCCAUUAUCACUGUCAGAAGCCGAUUUUAAAAAAUUCAAAAUUUCAAUUUUGAGAAAAAAAAAUAUAACUUGACUCAAAUAUCAAUAUAAACACGCAAAACCUUCAAUUCCACAUCCUGUUUGGAUACAUUUAAAAUAGUGAAUUGCUUAUGAGUACACGGUAAUAAGGCUUUUGGCUUCAUAAAGGAUUUUUUAAUAUAUUGACACUCCAAGUCCUAUUAACGAUAUCUAUGAAGGUGAAAAUAACGUUCCAUUCAAAUAAGUCAAAUUUAUCAAUGAAAACACGUCGUACCCCUCGUUCCCGCAACCCUGUUUAGAAUACUUUUGCUUUCUUCCUUAUGAGUGAAUGAUAUUUCAAUAAGACUUGGAUAUUUUAAUAAACUGACACUCCUAUUAGUCAUUUCUGUGUCAUUUGUUUUAUAUAGAGCUGUCCCGUAUAUAUAUAUAUUACUGUCUUGUAUUAGCAUCCUUGAGGCAACGUUUACAUAUAAAUGUGAAGUUGACAAGUAAAAGAACUUGCACACUAUAUCUGGCGCUCCAGAAGUAUGUGCACCGAGAUAGUGGACACUGGAACGUAGUAUGUGUACCAGGUUGAGGGUUGGGCCAUAAUUUUAUUUCAAUUUUUAGUCUUAUUAAGAGUCCAGGGACUAGCCAUAUGACUCCCGUAGUAUAUGUACCUAAAUUUAUGGCCUAACCCUAACCUUGUACACAUACUACGUUCCGGUGUCUGGCAUCUUGGUGCACAUACUUCAGGAGGACCAUAUAUCUUAGUACCCUUGUCUUGUUAGUUUCCUAAAUAACAGUAACAGGAUAAUAUGGCUAACUAUGAGCUUUAUCCGGCUACCAAUUGCCAGAUGAUACCAAGCUCUAGCAAAUUAAAUUAUUCGGAUCAUUGAAUUGACAUAAACCACGUAAACACCUGGAAUGUGUACGAAGCAAUUUAAAAUUCAAAAUCAGGGCGGCCCUUGUUGAUUUUUAUGCGGCCCACAAACUUUUUUUUCCUCUACUCUUGAGAUGUUUGAGGAAAUUUUCAUCAAACCCAAACUCUGAUAAACGACCUAAAUACCUUCUUGUGUGGCCUGCGCAAACCGUUGUUCUUUUAUUUUCCUCACUAUUUUUUGCGAAGAAAUUUUGGUUUUGCUGGUUAGAAACUGCAACCACCAAGUCUACUUCCGCAGUUCACAUCCCAACAGAUUGUAGUGUAAUUUGGGGUACAUAGGGAGCAUCCUCUCCCUCAGAGAUUUUCGAAAAAAUUUGAAAUCGGGGUGUCACUGGCAUGCGGCUCGCGUAUCCUUUUUUUACGUAAAUUUUAUUUUAUACCACCGGGAGAUGUAAGGAGUAAUUUAAAUCAGAUUAGUUCGAACCCUGACACGUCAGCUCCAAAGCAAAUUUGAAACCAUAUGUAGUUCCUUUUUUCACAAAUCGAAAUGAUUAAUUUUUUCUGUAAAAUCUGUUAUUUUUGCAGUAGUUGCUUAUGUUGUUAUUGUAUACUUCCAAUAUCUUGUUUUAACUUGUUAUGGUGGUCGUCGUAACCUUGCUCUUAAAUGAGGGCCUACUUUUUGUUUUGUCAUGAAUAUCUGAAACCUUGCUUAUGUUCCUUCUAAAAUUUGAAAAAAAGAAAUUCCUUGCUCUGAUUCCAAAACUACUUAAAUCCAGAUAGCUGAAAGAAACAAAUAAUUAUCCAUUGGCAGUGAAUUCACAAUGCCACAACUUGUUGCAUUUUCUUCCAACCUGCUAAGUCAGAGGUUCCUAACCUUAUAUGGCCCAUGGCCUUUUCGGGGGCUCUCAGCAAUCAUGCCACCCCCCCCUGUUUAUCAUUACAGUGAUACCUAUAGUGUUAUUUUUGAUCCCAUUAUGUUCAAACAAUUAAUGCGAAGUGAAAAUGACACUAUGUGAUUAUAACCUUGUCAAAAAAUGAAUCAGUUUUGCGCCACGAUUGUGCCCCCCCCCACUAUGCCCCUUUUGGGGGGGCGACAGGCCAUCAGUUGGGAACCGCUGUGCUAGGUUAUGCGAAAGUGCCGCCUUGUCUGGGCCCUGGUUUAUAACUUUUGAAUAUUGUAGUGUUAAUAGAACUGAUAGUAUAGCCCAUGACUACUCAACUGGCAGACCGCGGUCCGAAUCCGGACUUUUCAAGUAUUCGAUUAGGACCGUGCCUAAUUAUUUAUUUUGGAUCAUUACCCCCACCUUUCAAGUUCCCGUUUAUAAAAUCACUUUCAUAGAUUUAAAUAUAUAUUAAAAAAACUACGGUAUAAUGCCAUAAUAAACAAUCUUGUUUAGCUAAUUAUCAUUAGUCGAUCGAGAAAGUGCGCGUUCAAGGAUGCCGAAAUAUAAUUUCUGGAAAGACCUGACCCAAAUAGUUUUUUACCCAAAGUUUUGUAUGCGGAUCUUCGGUAAAAAUAGUUGAGUAGCCAUUGAGCGGUCGCUCCUCUUAUUUGUAUUGUCAACUUUUAUGAAUCAAAAAGAUUAAUUUUUCUGUAUAUUCUAUUAUUACUGUAGUUGCUUAUGUUGUAAUACUUUCUUUUGACUUUUUUAACCCAGUUGAAGUUGGAUUAAUCAUUAGGGAAUAAUUACGUCUGAGUGAGUUAAUUACAUCUGUGUGAAAGUGAGUGUAGCCUCACAACUCAUGACAUACUGUUGCUAUUUGUUGUGAGCUUAUAGAUUUGUAUAGACAUGCAGUUGUAAUAAUAGAACUAUCCUCUUAUGCAUUUUGUAUGUGUCUUCGAAUUUGAUUUUAAAUUUGCAGUUCUCCUCAAAUUUCAUAAAGGUAAAGUUUUUCGCUUGUGGACUAUACAGUCCUGCUUUUGGGUUAUACCGUCAAGGCACGCAUUUUUGCAUGUUGUCUGAAUUGAAUUUUAGGUACUUUCGUAGUAUGUGUACCUGGCUAGGGUUAGGCCAUUAUUUUAUUCAGAUUUUUCUUAUUUUAGUUCUAUAACAAGUUCAGAGACUGUCUGUGUUGCUAACUUGAUGUAAAAUAGUCUAAUAAAAUUAGUUACCUCCGUAUUGUUAUACACACUUGUGGAGCGCUGUUAAUUCUUAUAUGAACCUUUCAUUACGAAAGAGACUGACUUUGUAGCCCAGUUUUUUGGUCAUAUUAUCAUUGCAUGUAUUUCAAUUCUGAAAUCAAUUUUCAUUUUAUAGUUUAUAAAUUCUGAUUUCAUGAAGAAAGCUGAGCAAGUAGAUGACACAUCAGUGCUUAAGUCAAUUUUCAUAUAAAACUUUCAUUUCAAUAAAAUGAAGUAUAUUAUUUUUUGUGAAGCUCAACCCCCCCCACCCUCACUCUUUAAAUAUUGGAUUUACAUAUUUGAUGGUAUUGUUAGUCUCAGUGAAUAAUUAUUCUUCAAUUCCCGACGCACUUUAUUAUUUCUCUGCACAGUGGGGGUAAAAGUGAAGCUUUAAGACUUUUUUCCUAGCAAUGUAUUAAUCUGUACGUACCGGUUCAUAUGUCAUCACAAACUGAUUAUCCGAACAUUUUUUAUUGGCAUGUUUUUUUUUUAAAGAAUCGCUGAUAAUCCUACAUGUAUAUUUUCAUAUUUCAAAUUUCAUGUUAUUACAGUUUUGCUCAUUUCUGCUUAUCAUGUUGUUGAGGCCUCCCAAAUUUGCAUAUGCAACCAGUUUGCACAUACAGCCCACUUGCUUAUACAACCCCCUUGCAUAUGGAACCCAUUUUUAUACAAAAACAAUCAAUUUUGAACAUGUGUCCCUAAAAAAGGUGAUUCCCCUAUGCACAACUCCCAACCACAUGAAAAUUAAUUCAAGUCAAUGUCACCCAUUUAUUUUUACAAAUAAAGGACUUUUGAGCGGAUCGAAAAAUUUUGGCGCAUAUGAGCCUGAAAUGAAUGCUUUGUUGAGUUUCGGUACAAAAUUUUCGCCAUGUGAUAUCACAAUUAAAAUUUCGACUCUCAAGGAAUUUAUUCAGAAUUCUGACAUUGGGGAGUUUAAAAAUACGACCGGUUAAAAACAUGCGAAUCCCCCACUCCCCCUCCCUAGCUCUGUAUAUCCAAAAAGUUGACAUUUUUUUAUUACUAAUUAUAGUAACUUGUUAUUUCUAGUUAAAUUUGCGUAAUUUAUUAAAGCUAGAUCAUGUGUAGCAUGCCUAUAUGUCGUCAUAAUAAACCGUAGGUGUUUUA
Molecule: messenger RNA, 5902 nt
Organism: Styela clava
Lineage: Eukaryota; Metazoa; Chordata; Ascidiacea; Stolidobranchia; Styelidae
Product: synaptophysin-like protein 2
Cellular component (GO): synaptic vesicle; synaptic vesicle membrane
Source: RefSeq, a predicted model, not a curated record